GGAAGCAGAAGAGUGCCUAGAGGAGGAACUUACGGGGACACAAAAGGGAACUGUCUUAGUCUCCAGUGGUCUUAGUCUCCAGUGAACUAAAGAGGAAGGAGGGACUUGCUUUGAUCAAGUGUCCGGCUCGCAGUAUCCCAUGGAGAGGUGGCUUCUGCGGUGUGGGGCCUGGGUGGGACGCCUGCACCCACCCAGCCGACUCUCAGCCUGGUGCUUCCUCCAUUGGCUGCUGGUGCCCUGGACCUUGCAGCUAGCAGGAGGGAUAUCAGUGACCCACACCGGCCCUCCUAUCAGAGUCUCCCUGGCAAACACGGAUGUGUCCUUUAGCUGCAGAAUCCAGGACAUCGUAGGACUGGAGGUCCUCAUUUUCACUGUUAACUUCUUUCAUGUGGAUAUCCACGGCACGAGAAGCUCGGAGAAGCCGAUUGACUGCCAACACAGUUCUGGCAUGUCAAACCAGACCAUGGACUGCAAGGUUAAACUCAGCCUGCCAAAUGCAUCAGCCACAGGCACUUACUACUGCAUAGUCAAAGGACAGGGCACACAUCAGAGCGAUGGUGUCUUCAUUCUGGUCAGAGACACAGGGUACCAGCCACCUUCAUUCAAGGCCCAGGAGGUUCUGUUGCUAACAUUUACUAGCCUGACGAGUGUCCUGGGUGUGCUGGGGACAGCACUGCUGCUCUGGAAGAAGAAACAGAUAGCAGUUUUGGGCAAACACACUGCAAAGACAUGCCCUGGUCUCAAAUCCACCGUUGGAACUACAAAGCCUCCAGCUGAAUCCAUCUACACGUCUCUGCAGCGUCGAGAGACAGAAGUCUACGCCUAUAUUGAGGGAGAGACUGGCGGCCCUGUCUCCAGCCAAAGCCCAGCCACCAAGGAGAAGCUGAAUAGAUUUGAGGAUGACAACGAACUUAACCUCGUCUAUGAAAAUCUCUAGGGGAAGUUCUACAGGCUCCAACCAAGCCUUGGACUAAGACCCCAGAGCCACAGCUCUUGUCUAAAGUCCUGCUUUGGACCAGGAGUAGGGCCUUCGGGAUAGGCCAUCACCUCACCUGCACAGUCAGGUCUCUCCCCUCCUUAGCCUGGUCUGCUCUCACAUUCUGCAUCCCAGCCUGAGCCGUUACUGUCUCUGGGAUUUUGCCCAGGCUGUUCAUCCCAUUAGGAAAGCCAUUCCUCCCCUGGCCCCAUGGGCAAAGUGGUCCUUAGUCUCACGAGGAUCUCUGGGAUAGCAUCUCUUUCCUCUUUGCCCCUUACUGCCACCCCUGCAGAGCUGGGUAAGUGUCUGUCUUGGCAUCGGCCUACAUUUUGGUCCACAGGCAGACUUAGUCCUGGGAGAAUAUAGUACAACUCCUGUGAGGGCUCUACCUGGCCACUGAGCCACUCCAGCUGCUCAGCUAGCCCAGACAAUUGUACAGGAUGGGGACAUGCUGGGUAGAACUGGAAAAUGGUAUGGCUAAAAAAAGAUGAAGAAUGGGCACCAAAGAACUGCACCAAAGCUGAUUGGACCCAGGGCCAGAUCUGGAGGCUGCCAAUAUGGCAAGCGGAGAUGAGCCAGGACCAAGAGCAGGGAGGUUCCAUACAUGCUGGUGAGAAAGGAGAAUCUAGGAGCACCUCUCCCCCAAGGAGAACCCUGAGCUAGUUUCCCAUCAGCCUGUGUGGGGCACACACCUCAUUGUGUCUUACUCUAAGCUCUACAGGCCUCUGUUCACUAAGUCCCUCCUUGUGGUCUACUCUGACCCCAUCACCUGCGGCUUCAUGCCCUUUUCCUCUGUCUUUAUUUGCUUUUGGCCCAUCUUGCCUCCCCUGAAGAUGGAGAGCAGCUUAGCUGUCUCCACGCCACCUCUUUCCUCAGAGGUUCAGCUGUGUGGCUUGCUGCUGGGCCACGGCUGGGUAAGGAACUCAUUCAAGGGACCCCUCAUACACCCUCCAGGCACCCCUACAAUAAGGAAGCAUCUCCUUGGAAGACAGGAACUGAAGGGCUCAGUUUCUGGGGUGCAGGGCUCCCCUCCUACCCUACUUCCCUCCUCUUAGCCUGCCUUUCUUUCAGCUUUCCCAGAGCUUCCAGUUUAGCUGUGGAACAGAUAGGCCAAUCUACCUCCUCUACCUUCCGAGCUGCUUCAAAAGUUCCUAAGAUGUUCGCAUUCCAAAAUCUGCAUGCACUCAGGGAAUAUGGGGGUGUUCGUGAGCAGACACACCUAGCCUGGCCCAAGCGGUGUUGAACUCACACCCUCAGGCUUCAGAAGAUGCUCUCCAGAAGCUCUUGUGUCCUUGGAUCGUGGCGCCAAGCUUUUCUGGGCCCGGAGGAUGGCUUGUAACCCACAAGUUCUGGGCUCUACUCUCAAACAUCCAACAAGCAAAGCUCCUCAGAGGCUGCCAGGAUGAAUGAAGGCCCGUGCUGGCUUGAUGAAUUCCUGGUCUGCGAGGGCGGGGAACUGCUUGGCACAGAGCUGCCUCCAGGCUCCUGGCUCCAGCCAUCUGAGAUGAAGCUCAGCGCUGGGGUGAAAACCUUAGCCAGCAAGAACUUACCCAUUGCCUCUCCUACCUCCUGAACUUUACAUCCAGUCUCUGGAUGACCUGACUGGGACUCAGGUUUUUUUGUUUUUGUUUUUGUUUUUUAACCCUUUCCAGGGGAGUGAGAGAAGCCUGAUGGGACUGCAUAUUGUGCCCUGGCUAAGGACGCAGCACCCAGGUCUCCCAGCUGUCACCCCAUUCCCACUGUCUCUUCCUUACAAAGCAGCUGAAGGAACCUGAUAAACGUGCUUUGUCUUGUUCCUUUCCUAUCAAAAAGCUUUCUAUGGUUUCUACUUUACUUGGAAUAAAAUCUCAGCUCCUUGCUGUGGCCCAGGAGGCCCAAGAAGACCGA
Molecule: messenger RNA, 2863 nt
Organism: Mastomys coucha (southern multimammate mouse)
Lineage: Eukaryota; Metazoa; Chordata; Mammalia; Rodentia; Muridae
Gene: Nfam1
Product: NFAT activating protein with ITAM motif 1
Exons: 6
Coding region: 140-937 (265 amino acids)
Biological process (GO): B cell receptor signaling pathway; positive regulation of cytokine production; positive regulation of B cell receptor signaling pathway
Cellular component (GO): membrane raft
Molecular function (GO): transmembrane signaling receptor activity
Source: RefSeq, a predicted model, not a curated record